Messenger RNA from Salarias fasciatus (jewelled blenny), 1048 nucleotides. RefSeq names its product esterase D/formylglutathione hydrolase (gene esd). Gene Ontology annotation, biological process: formaldehyde catabolic process. NCBI's taxonomy places the organism in Eukaryota, Metazoa, Chordata, Actinopteri, Blenniiformes, Blenniidae. Gene Ontology annotation, cellular component: cytosol. The transcript is spliced from 9 exons. Bases 134 to 982 code for a protein of 282 amino acids. Gene Ontology annotation, molecular function: S-formylglutathione hydrolase activity. The record is from RefSeq and is a predicted model, not a curated record.
UGUGACGUCAUCACGCUGACCCUCACGCUCCUGGACUCUGGACACUGUGCACAGCGCCGGUGGGGAAAGUGAACACAACGGCAACUAAAAUCUCACUUUUCCGGAGAAACACGCCGAAUUCAAAGGGUCAGAGAUGGCGCUCACACAGGUGUCCUCCAACAAGUGUGCCGGAGGCUUCCAGAAGGUCUUUGAACACGACAGCUCUGAGCUCAAGUGCAAGAUGAAGUUUGCGGUUUAUCUCCCCCCGAAGGCUGAAACUGAGAAAUGCCCGGUGCUGUACUGGCUCUCCGGGCUGACGUGCACGGAGCAGAACUUCAUCACCAAGGCGGGGAGUCAGCUGAGCGCCGCCGAGCACGGGCUGAUCAUCGUGGCGCCGGACACCAGUCCACGCGGCUGUAACAUCGAGGGCGAGGACGAGAGCUGGGACUUCGGCACCGGCGCCGGGUUCUACGUGGACGCCACCCAGGACCCCUGGAAGACCAACUACCGCAUGUACUCCUACGUCACGCAGGAGCUCCCCAAACUGAUCAACGCCAACUUCCCCACCGACCCCGAGCGGAUGUCGGUCAGCGGACACUCCAUGGGCGGGCACGGCGCGCUCAUCUGCGCCCUGAAGAACCCGGGGAAGUACAAGUCGGUUUCCGCCUUCGCGCCCAUCUGUAACCCGGUUCAAUGCCCGUGGGGGCAGAAGGCCUUCUCGGGGUAUCUGGGCCCGGACCGCUCCAGCUGGGAGGCGUACGACGCCACCGUGCUGGCCGCCUCGUACUCCGGCCCCCAGCUGGAUAUCCUGAUCGAUCAGGGCCGGGACGACCAGUUCCUGUCGGCCAGCCAGCUGCUGCCCGACAACCUGAUCGCCGUCUGCUCGGAGAAGAAGAUCCCCGUGGUGUUCAGGCUGCAGCCGGGCUACGACCACAGCUACUACUUCAUGUACUCCUUCAUGAACGACCACAUCAAGCAUCACGCCAAGUACCUCAACGCCUGAGCGCCGCCGGCCGCUUCCUGUCUCCCCUUCAACGGGAAAGGACCGUUUUUCACAAUAAAAGCCUUG